Messenger RNA from Mustela lutreola (European mink), 1221 nucleotides. It is a transcript of the gene KLRK1, whose product is annotated as killer cell lectin like receptor K1. The transcript is spliced from 9 exons. Gene Ontology annotation, biological process: positive regulation of natural killer cell mediated cytotoxicity. Gene Ontology annotation, molecular function: signaling receptor activity. The record is from RefSeq and is a predicted model, not a curated record. NCBI's taxonomy places the organism in Eukaryota, Metazoa, Chordata, Mammalia, Carnivora, Mustelidae. The coding region runs from base 231 to 806 and encodes 191 amino acids. Gene Ontology annotation, cellular component: external side of plasma membrane.
AAUAUGAGAUUACAGUAACACUUGCCAUAUCUUUCUUAGGAAUCAGAAUUGACUGUACUGCUCUAGUUUUAGUUCUAAAGUGAUAGCUCAGGCCGUGUCUUAACUUUUCAGUUGCAUAGGAGACUUUUAUCCACACGAAUCAAGACCUUCCUUAUUUGAUCAGAUAUGUCAUCUUCAAGAUGAAGAUUUUGGAUUCAUCUCUGGAGUAACUAAAUAGUCAUAAUCUGACAAUGAACCUGAUCCGAGAUCGGUGGGCUUAUCCCAACAUGGAAAUGAAUGAAGUUCGUAAUUAUAACUUGGAACUGGUAAAGCAUGGUACUUCUCCACGAUGGCAAAAGAGAAAGUCUACAUUAAUUACAAGCAAAUGUGGAGAAAAUACAUCUCCAUUUUUUGUAGCCCGCGCCAUUGCUAUAGCUAUGGGGAUCCAUUUCAUUAUAAUGGUAAUGAUAUGCAGUGCCAUAUUCAUACAUUCAUUAUUCAACCAAGAAGCUCCAAUUUCUUUGCAAGGAAGUUAUUGUGGCCCAUGUCCUAAAAACUGGAUAUGUUAUAAAAAUAACUGUUACCAAUUUUUUAAUGAGAGCAAAAACUGGUACCAGAGCCAAGCUUCUUGUAUGUCUCAAAAUUCCAGUCUCCUGAAGAUAUACAGCAGAGAAGAUCAGGACUUCUUUAAAUUAGUGAAAUCAUACCAUUGGAUGGGACUGAUACAAAUUCCAGCAAAUGGAUCUUGGCAGUGGGAAGAUGGCACCAUUCUCUUACAGAACCAGUUCCUGGCAGAAUACAAAUCACCAGACUCUGAAGCAAAAUAGAUACACAGAUAUAACUAUCUCUACAUGAAAAAAUAAAUAAAUUAACAAUGGUUGAAAUGCAGAAUGGAACCUGUGCAGUUUAUGGAUCAAGUUUUAAAGGUUAUACUGAAAACUGUUCAACUCCAAACACAUACAUCUGCAUGCAAAGGACUGUAUAAAUGCUUAUGAUUUAUGAAAAAUAAAGAAUUCAAGAGCAUAAAAGCCAUUCUUGGGGUGCUAGUGUGGCUCAGUCUGUUAAGGCUCUAUCUUUAGCUCAGGUCAUGAUUGCAGGGUCCUGGGAUGAGCCUCAAGUCAAGUGCUCAGCAGGGAGCCUGCUUCUCCCUCUGCUCCACCCCCUCCUCAUUCUUGCGUGUGCUCUCUCUCUCACUGUCACUCUAUCUCAACUAAAUAAAAAUAAAAUCUUUUAAAGAAAUAA